CAAAACCUUAACUCCGAAAUCCGAACUCAGGGGGGCCAGGCCACCCCAUUUCCCUAUAUAGCCUAAGGCUAUAGCCUACCUAGUAACCUAGUAAUAGGCGCAUGCAGCCUUUUCUUCUGCACUACUGCUGUUACUAUUAGGGCUCAGUGUCUCCUUGGUUGCAGCUUGUUGAAGCGCUGGGGACAGCAGACGGAUCCAUAAAUUCUGGAGAAUCUUGAAGGGCAACAUCAUGGACCUGAUUGUUGCGCCAUCAUCAGCCAAGCGGGAUGAUGCGCUGUAUCGACAGUGGUUCGAUGCUGCUGAUGCAGACCGGGAUGGGCGGUUGACAGGCUCGGAGGCCGUCAGCUUCUUCUCAAUGUCCCAGCUUCCAAGGGAGGUGUUGAAGAAGGUCUGGGGCAUAGCAGAUGUUUCUCGCGCUGGGUACCUGGGUUUCCGUGAGUUCGUGACUGCCAUGCAGGUCAUUGGAUUGGCCCAAGCUGGAUAUGAGGUUACUCCAGACAUUCUCAAACACAAAGAUCCGGAGGACAUCAGCCCGCCAGUAUUGACUGGCAUAGAAACCCUGUUCCAGCGGAACCUGUCGUUUUCAAACGCUGCUGAGGUCCCUGGCAGCAGCAGCUCACCUGGUUCAGCUGGUCCGCCUGGUUCAGCGAGGGAGUCGAGCGACGCAUCCUGGACCCCUCCCUCGUCUGUCAAGCCUCGGAAACGGAAGCCCCUACCCCCGCAAGCAGUGAACUCGGUGAUCGACGGGCUCAAGCGGCUGUACGUGGAGAAGAUCAAGCCGCUGGAGGAGACGUACCUGUUUGGGCCCUUCCACUCGCCGCCUCUCACACCCAGCGACUUCGACUCGAAGCCAAUGGUGAUGCUCUUGGGUCAGUACAGCACCGGGAAGACUACCUUCAUCAAGCAUCUCUUGAAACGGGAGUAUCCUGGUGCUCACAUCGGCCCGGAGCCAACAACGGACCGCUUCGUAGCAAUCAUGCAAGGGCAGGACGAGCGGAGCGUGCCUGGCAACACGGUGGCCGUGCAAGCGGACAUGCCGUUCAACGGCCUCACCAAGUUCGGGACGGCCUUCUUGUCCAAGUUCGAGUGCUCGCAACUGCCCCACCAGUUGCUGGACCACGUGACGUUCAUCGACACGCCGGGCGUGCUGUCGGGCGAGAAGCAGCGCACGAUGCGGUCGUACGACUUCACGGGCGUGGUCCAGUGGUUCGCGCAGCGGAGCGACCUCAUCCUGCUGCUCUUCGACCCGCACAAGCUGGACAUCUCCGACGAGUUCAAGCGCGUCAUCGGGGCGCUGCGCGGGCAGGACGACAAGAUCCGCGUCGUCCUCAACAAGGCCGACCAGGUCGAGACGCAGCAGCUCAUGCGCGUGUAUGGAGCACUUAUGUGGUCCCUGGGGAAGGUUCUCAACACACCAGAGGUCUCGCGAGUGUACAUAGGAUCCUUCAACGAUCGGCCCAUGCGAGCUGAGAACACGCCGCUGGGGGCGCAGCUGUUUGAAGCGGAGCAGAAUGAUCUGAUGGCCGAUCUAAAUGACAUCCCUCGGAAAAGUGUCGACAGAAAGGUGAACGAGUUCGUGAAGCGGGCCCGGGCCGCCAAGAUCCACGCGUACAUCGUAUCCAGCCUGCGGGCGCGGAUGCCGUUCAUGGGCAAGGCCAAGGUGCAGCAGCAAAUCAUUGACAACCUCGAGGAGGAGUUUGACAAGAUUCAACGGGAACACCAUCUGCCUCGAGGGGACUUCCCCAACGUCGACUACUUCCGGGAAGUGUUGCAAGGCUAUCAGAUAUCCAAUUUCAACAAACUCAAUCCAAAACUGCUCAAAAACGUCGAUGAUGUCCUCGGAAUUGACAUUCCGGACCUGCUUCACAAGUUUAGGAACCCGUACGAUUAGAUGCUCCGAGUCGUAAGCUGUACACUAGCAAAAUGCAUGGAGUGAUGGCCCAUGGUAUAUUCACGCUCUACACCCUAGAUCACACAUUUAACCUUCUAGGUCGACAGCAGUCACACCGUCAGCAGCCAGGGAUUGUUCCCCUGGCUGAACAUGUAUUUCAAGAACUGUGCAUCCUGUCGACAACUCUAUCUUUUCGA
Molecule: messenger RNA, 2088 nt
Organism: Klebsormidium nitens
Lineage: Eukaryota; Viridiplantae; Streptophyta; Klebsormidiophyceae; Klebsormidiales; Klebsormidiaceae
Source: the annotation of a GenBank genome assembly